AUGCCACCCAAGUCUCAUAGCACCAGCCCCUCACUGAUCCUCUGCAGGUGUGGGGGCUUUGGGCAAAGUGGGGUUAAGUGUCUUGCCCAAGGACACAACGACAGCAGUCAUCAGUGGGAGUCGGUGGAGAAGUGUCAGCUAUCGCAGGCUCUGAACGGAGUUUCAGACAAAGCCAAAGACGCAAAAGAGUUCCUCGUUCAACUCAAAAACCUGCUGCAACAAAUACAGGAGAGUGGAGUGGAGUUCGAGGCGUGUGUCGUGGCUCAGUGUGAUUCUCUGAUUGAGGCGCUGACACGACAAAAGGCCAAACUGCUCACGAAGGUCACGAAGGAGAAGGAGAACAAGCAGAAGGUGGUAAGAGACCAGAUCACCCACUGCACCAUGAGGCUGAGGCAGACCACUGGGAUGAUGGAGUACUGUCUGGAGGUGCUCAAAGAGAAUGACCCCACUGGAUUCCUACAGAUCUCCGAUGCGUUGAUCAAGCGUGUGUCGUCGUCCCAGGACCAGUGGGUCAAAGGGGCCCUGGAGCCUAAAGUGGCCCCUGAGUUUGACCUCAACCUGAACACAGACGCCCUCCUGCAGAGCAUCCUGCAGCUGGACUUCUGCCAGAGCAAAGCCGGCGUGGCGUUUGUGGAUGUGCAAGACGGGGCCUUAUUCAAACAGUUGCAAGCAGCAGACAGUGGUGAGACAGAGCAGAUGGACCAAACAGAGAGUCCUGAAGUGGAGACCGGGCCCUCGGUACCGGCGGCCCCUCUGCUGCAGCUGGAGAAGUGUUGCACCAGGAACAACAGCGCCACACUGGCCUGGAGGGUCGCUGCAGCCGUCGGGAAUCCCAUCGAGGGUUACAUCCUGGAGCUGGAUGAUGGAAGUGGAGGACAGUACAGGGAGGUGUAUGUGGGGAAGGAGACGGUGUGCACGGUGGACGGGCUGCACUUCAACAGCUCGUACAACGCCAGAGUCAAAGCCUACAACGCCAUCGGAGUGGGAGCCUACAGCAAGACCGUGGUGCUCAAGACCUCAGAUGUUGCCUGGUUCACGUUUGAUCCCACCUCCGCUCACCGCGACAUUGUUCUGACCAACGAGAACCAGACAGUGUCCUGCAGUAGCUAUGACGACCGUGUAGUGCUGGGGACCGCGGCGUUCUCCAAGGGCGUGCACUACUGGGAAGUGACAAUCGAUCGCUAUGACAACCACCCGGACCCGGCGUUCGGAGUGGCCCGCAUCAACGCCACCAAAGACAUGAUGUUGGGGAAGGACGAUAAGGCCUGGGCCAUGUAUGUGGACAACAACCGCUCCUGGUUCAUGCACAACAACUCCCACACCAACAGGGCGGAGGGAGGCAUCAGUAAAGGCGCCACUGUGGGAGUGCUCCUGGAUCUGGUCAAACGCACACUGACCUUUUAUAUCAACAAAGAACAGCACGGCCCCACUGCCUUCGAGAACCUGGAGGGAGUGUUCGUACCUGCGGUCAGCCUCAACAGAAACGUGCAGGUCAGGGACUAA
Molecule: messenger RNA, 1503 nt
Organism: Knipowitschia caucasica
Lineage: Eukaryota; Metazoa; Chordata; Actinopteri; Gobiiformes; Gobiidae
Source: the annotation of a GenBank genome assembly